Juglans regia (Persian walnut) is the source of this 525-nucleotide messenger RNA. RefSeq lists its product as uncharacterized. The record is from RefSeq and is a predicted model, not a curated record. NCBI's taxonomy places the organism in Eukaryota, Viridiplantae, Streptophyta, Magnoliopsida, Fagales, Juglandaceae. The transcript has a single exon. The coding region runs from base 1 to 525 and encodes 174 amino acids.
AUGGAAGGAGUAGCUGCUGCUAGAGGAGGGACCAGAAUCACUCAUCUACUUUUUGCAUAUGAUUGUGUGAUUUUUAGUAUAGCAAGUAAAGAGGAUUGGAGGACAAUACUUGAUAUACUGAAGGUCUAUGAAGAUUCUUCUGGCCAAAUGCUUAAGAGACAGAAAACAGCUAUCCUUUUUAGCUCCAACACAAGUAUACUCAAUCAAAGGGAUAUUUUGCAAGAGGCGGGUGCAGUGAUAUGUGGGGAUUAUGGGAAAUACCCUAGUCUUCCAACUAUUGUUGGGAGAUCAAAGUAUGGAACUUUUAAAAACAUAAAAGAUAGGAUGUGGAAGAAAAUUCAUAGCUGGAAAAACUCUUUUCUAUCAAGUGCAAGAAGAGAGGUUCUGAUCAAGGCAGUGUUACAGUCUAUCCCUACUUAUACCAUGAAUGUGUUUCGAUUACCAAGGAAGCUAAGCUGUGAGAUUAAUUCCAUGAUGGGAAGGUUUUGGUGGAGCAACAAGAUGGAAGGAAAAGGUAUUCACUGA